UUCUCACCCUCUCCCUCUCGUUCUCGUUUUUUCGGGUGGCCAUGGCUUCUUCAUCUCUCUCCUCCCUCUCUCUCCCCUGCUUCUCAGCAAAAACCAAAACCCUAAUUCUUCCUUCAUCUCAAUUUCUCUCUCCUCUCUCUUCAAUCCCUCAAUCUCGCCGCUCAGUCUCCACUCUUCGCCCAGUCUCCACUCUUCGCCCAGUCUCUCCGAUCUCAGCCGUCCAAUUGGAGGCCCAAAUUACGAAAAACCCCUCAAAGCCCGCUCCUUUACUUCCCUUUAGGGUUGGCCAUGGCUUUGAUCUCCACCGCCUCGAGCCCGACCGCCCUCUCAUUAUUGGUGGUAUCGACAUCCCCCAUGAUCGCGGCUGCGAUGCCCACUCUGACGGUGAUGUUUUGCUUCAUUGUGUGGUGGAUGCGAUAUUGGGGGCGCUAGGGCUCCCUGAUAUCGGCCAGAUUUUUCCGGAUUCGGAUCCGAAGUGGAAGGGCGCUGCUUCUUCUGUUUUCAUGAGAGAAGCUGUGAAACUCAUGCAUGAGGCGGGUUACGAGCUUGGAAACUUAGAUGCCACUCUGAUACUACAGAGGCCGAAGCUGAGCCCUCAUAAAGAAGAAAUCAGGGCAAAUUUAUGUGAGCUUCUGGGUGCAGACCCAGCUGUCGUUAACCUGAAAGCAAAAACCCAUGAGAAGGUUGACAGUCUCGGUGAAAAUCGGAGCAUUGCAUGUCACACUGUGGUUCUUCUUAUGAGAAAAUAAAGGGUUCUUCCUUUAGGGCAGUGGGAAUGUUUCAUGUUGUAUUUGUUGACAUUGAAUACAUACAUUGUCAUUUGUAUUUUGGAACUCUUCUACAUACCAAAUGUAUGAGAACUCAUAAGAAAAAUAAGAAGUAUAUAACUUUUUUAUGUUAAUUUUUAAGAAA
Messenger RNA from Asparagus officinalis (garden asparagus), 912 nucleotides. Its product is annotated as 2-C-methyl-D-erythritol 2,4-cyclodiphosphate synthase, chloroplastic. Bases 42 to 749 code for a protein of 235 amino acids. The record is from RefSeq and is a predicted model, not a curated record. Lineage: Eukaryota; Viridiplantae; Streptophyta; Magnoliopsida; Asparagales; Asparagaceae. Gene Ontology annotation, molecular function: 2-C-methyl-D-erythritol 2,4-cyclodiphosphate synthase activity. Gene Ontology annotation, biological process: terpenoid biosynthetic process. The transcript is spliced from 3 exons.